UCGCGCGCUGAUCCCCGGUUUUUCCCCCGGCGCCUGGGUGGUUCAGGGCCAGCCGUGAUACUGGUGUCCGCAGGCCCGGACCUGGCGACGGCUGUUCUUUUCUUUCGGCCGCUGGCCCGAUGGAAGAGCCUCUCGGGAAGCCCCUCAGCUGUGAGGAGAAGGAAAAGUUGAAGGAAAAAUUAGCUUUCUUGAAAAGGGAAUACAGCAAGACCUUGGCCCGCCUUCAGCGUGCCCAAAGAGCUGAGAAGGUUAAGAAUUCUCUUAAGAAAACAGUGGAAGGACAAGAUGACUUGCUCCAGGAAGAAGUUUCACCACAGCUAAACCGCCCAGAACCUAAAAAUAAAGCAUCUCCUUGUUACACGUUACAAAUCAACACCCAUCUCAAUGAAGACACUGGAGGAAAGACAUCUGUCACGCUUGAUGCGGAGCCAGGACAUGGCCCAGUGGAAGGAUUAUGCAUACAAAGAACAGGUGAUAUCCAAGAACGUUUUCCCUACAGGGUCCAUGGCCCUGAUGGUGAGAAAAGGCAGAGUAAGCUGCCAGGGAGAAGAACUAAGCAGCAGAAGAGAACAUUUAUUUCACAGGAAAGAGAGUCUUUCUUUGACACUGAUUCCCUUCUACUCUCUGGAAAAAGACUAAAGGAACAGGAAGGAAUCAAUAGAGGAAAUCCUAGGACACUCGUAACUGAAAAAAGAAUUUACCUUCCAAGUCCUAAGUCUGACGGUUCAGAUCUUCCAGCAGCUGUUAUAGAAACUAAUGUAGGGAGUGUAUUAAUUCCAAAUGCCAAACCACAAAGAGGUGUCGAUGAGCUCUUCAGAGGAAAUGACUUCCCCAGAGCGACUACACUGCCUGUGCAUACUCUGCUAGAUAGCAGUAGUGGUCAGCAUCUCGAGCAUAAGCCUUCUGAAGAUAACUGUGAACUUAUUGCUCACAGUUUAGAAAACAUUAGCCCUGUUUCACCUGUAAACUUAGAAGCACAAGACAAAAAAAUGACUGUCCUUACAGAUAACCCAGAGGUAAAUAAAGCUGUAAGUGCAAGCGGCCAGCUGCCUAGAAGUCCUAACUUAGAGGCAGAUAAUUCAUGUUCUCUAAAUGAACUCACUUCUGAUAGCUUAUCAGCAGAUGAAAACCAAAACUUCAAAGAACAAAAUCACGCAGAGAGGUCUUUAAAAUCUCCCAAUAACACUCUUGAUGGUAAAAAUGAAAGUAUUCAGGAAAAUGAGGUUCUAAGUCAACCUAACAGUCUCAGCCUAGAAGUAAUCUCCCCUGAUUCUACAGAAGAUCAAACAGAUUCUUGCACAGUGCUUGAAGGCCUCCUAUUUCCUGCAGAAUAUUAUGUUAGAACCACACGACGCAUGUCCAGCUGCCAGAGGAAAGUAGCCCUGGAGGCUGUAAUUCAGAGUCAUUUGGGUGUCAGAAAGAAGGGGUUUAAAAAUAAAAAGGAAGCUACUAAAAAUUUAAACUCUUCCAGUGAAGAGACUAAGCAAAGUGAAAUUAGGAUGUCUGACACAUGCACAGGACGACCCAACUCGAGAAGUCCUGCUCAGAAACUUCUCUCAUUAACCGAAGUCAGCUCCCCCACUGGGCCCACUCCAGAUGACUUUUCUAGGAAGGCGGUUACCCAGCCAUCUGGCAGAAGACCCGGAGGAAAAAGAAAGUCAGCCUGCACCCCUGAAUUAGAUCGUUGUGAACUACUUUUGCCAACUUCUGGCACUUGUGGUGUCAAUAGGUCCAAGGAAGGAGUCACGUUGCGCAAAGAUGAGAAUGAAAAAGCAACUAUUCAUGGAAAAGAAAGUCAUUGUCAAAUGAAAAAAAAUGAAAAAAUGAAAAAAGAGGAGUCCCUUUCUUCCAGGAAUAGUGCUUAUUUGGCUUUGGAGGAUGAUGCUUUCCGUGCUCCAUUUCAUAAGAAUGAAAUGCUAAGUUUAAAGCAACUAUCGUCUCUUCUCGAAAUCACUGACUUUGAGUUACCUGAUAAAGACUUCGGACCUCUUAAACUUGAAAAAUUGCACUUCUGCUCGGAAAGGGCAGUUGAGCCUUUUGAAUCAAAAAUAUAUGGGGAGAGGCCUCUUAGAGAAGGAAAUUGUAUUGUUUUGGAGGAAUUGACUCCUGAACAAAUCGAUACAGAAAUGGAGGACUUGGAAGAGGAACUGAUUAGUGUACCAGGAAAAGCAUGCCCUAAAACGCCGAGCCUAAAAAGCCAGCCUCAGGGCCUUUCUUCGUCCAUACUGCUUUUCACUCCUUUAAAUACGGUUAGACCAGACGAUAAUGACGCGCCAGCAGCAGACGCGUGUUCACUCACUUUCCCCAUCUUAGGCGUUACUCCAGCUGUUGGCUCCCGAGCACGCUGUGAAGAAGUGUGUGCAGAGUUUGUUGGACGAACUUGCUCUCCACCCCGGCUUUCUCACUCGCACACCUCAGUCAGUCUUGCCAAUGAUCAGAAGCAGUGCAACAGUUGGGCCAGCCCACCAGAAUUAGACGGCAGCCUGCAUGUGUCAGGAAGGAAGGGAAAGCCUUCCUGUGACUGUGAUUCUGGUCCCCAAGCAACACCUCUUCCCAAUGAGUCAUUCACUUUCCAAGAAAAUCAGCUGCAUGGGAAUACAUGUCUGGAAUCGUGGAAACUUUCUGUUGAACAGACAGAAAUAGCAGACGUUCCUGCCUGUGACAGGGUAAACCCAGGCAACCUACAAUUGGUUUCAAAGUUAAAGAAUACUUCAGGUUCCUGUUCUGUGGAUGUGAGUGCCAUGUGGUGGGAAAUAGCUGGUUUGAAAGAGCCGUGUAUCAUAACUGCGUGUGAAUAUGUAGUUUCUCUUUGGAAACCUCUGGAUACUUGGCAGUGGGAAAAAAUUUAUUCCUGGCACUUCACAGAGGUUCCAGUAUUACAGAUAGUUCUAGUGCCUGAUGUUUGUAAUCUUGUGUGUGUGGCUUUGGGAAAUUUGGAAAUCAGAGAAAUCAGGGCAUUACUUUGUUCCUCUGAUGGUGAAAGUGAAAAGCAAUUACUCCUGAGUUCUGGAAAUAUAAAAGCUGUGCUUGGCCUGACACAGAGAAGGCUAGUCACUAGCAGUGGGACCCUUUGUGAUCAACAAGUAGAAAUCAUGACCUUUGCAGAAGAUGGAGGAAGCACAGAAAAACAGUUUUUGAUGCCCCCUGAAGAGACUAUACUAACUUUUGCUGAGGUUCAAGGGAUGCAGGAGGCUCUGCUUGGUACCACUAUAAUGAACAACAUUGUUAUCUGGAAUUUAAGAACCGGUCAGCUCCUGAGAAAGAUGCACAUUGGCAAUUCCUACCAAGCUUCAGUCUGUCACAAAGCCUAUUCUGAAAUGGGGCUCCUCUUUGUUGUUCUGAGUCAUCCUUGUGCCAAAGAGAGUGAGGCGCUGGGAAGCCCUGUGUUUCAGCUGAUUGUGAUUAACCCGAAGACGACCCUGAGUAUGGGUGUGAUGCUCUACUGUCUUCCUCAAGGGCAGGCUGGAAGGUUCCUGGAAGGUGAUGUGAAAGAUACUUUUGCAGCAGCAGUGUUGACUUCUGGAACAAUCGCCAUUUGGGACUUACUUCUAGGUCAUUGCACUGCUCUCCUUCCACCUCUCUCUGACCAAAAUUGGUCUUUUGUGAAAUGGUCAGGUACAGAUUCUCAUUUGCUGGCUGGACAAAAAGAUGGAAAUAUAUUUAUAUACCGCUACUAAGAAGUUAGGGUAAGGUGAAAACCCAGAGUUCUGGAUGUAUGCAGCCUCUUAUUACUUUUUGAAGUUGUCACUGUAAAGGAGAAUAUCUGAAUGACAUUUAAAAUAAUUACUUGUAUUCAUUCAGACACUUACUUUUUAUUCCGUUGGUAGUGGCACUGCUGAUUUGAAUGCUCAUUUAUACUUACUUUGGGGGAAAGGAUUUUAGGUUGAUUUUUGUAAUUCCUCACCUUUGCACAUUUGCUUCUGAAGGUGUACAUAAAGCUUCAAAUGUUAAUAAAUAUUUAUUUUGAUA
Equus quagga is the source of this 3969-nucleotide messenger RNA. It is a transcript of the gene PALB2, whose product is annotated as partner and localizer of BRCA2. Gene Ontology annotation, biological process: double-strand break repair via homologous recombination. Gene Ontology annotation, molecular function: protein binding; DNA binding. NCBI's taxonomy places the organism in Eukaryota, Metazoa, Chordata, Mammalia, Perissodactyla, Equidae. The record is from RefSeq and is a predicted model, not a curated record. Gene Ontology annotation, cellular component: nucleoplasm. Bases 120 to 3677 code for a protein of 1185 amino acids. The transcript is spliced from 13 exons.